Closterium sp. Yama58-4 is the source of this 3198-nucleotide messenger RNA. Lineage: Eukaryota; Viridiplantae; Streptophyta; Zygnematophyceae; Desmidiales; Closteriaceae. The record is from the annotation of a GenBank genome assembly.
AUGACGGACAACAUGAUAUUCACCUUAGACUCAUUCGACGAACGACUAUCCGAGCUGGAGCGCGGAAUUAGACCAGUUCAGGCAUCCACAAGACAUCACCAAAUCAUUCACGAUAACGUGACCAAGGCGCUUGACGCAGCAACCUUCAUGAUCGAGCAAUACGAGAAGUUUCGAGCGGUAAGUAGGCCACAGCUUCUGGUGUUCCCGACAGCUUCUUAUGUAUGCCUCUUCAAUAUCCAGGUCGCGAGAAUAAUUGAGAAUGGCGGUUCAGGAGAUUUAGUAAAGUACAGGCAAGCUCUAGACCGAUUGGCUGGCAUCAUCGCAUUCUUCGAGCGACACGCGGAACAAGAAGAUGCUUCGCAUGCGCUGUUUUGCGCGAAGAAGCUCAUUCAAGAAGGAAUACGGAACAUGAAAGAUGCUCUGAGGAAGGAACUGCUGGAACUGAACGAUGUUGACAUUUCCGACGACGUAAGGGAAAACGACGGGAGUUCGGCUCUUGUCUCUCGCCUUGUUGGUUUCGUGCAAGCACUGGUGAAGCUGGGCUUUGCGGAAGACUGUGUCAAGAUUUAUGUGGAUGUGAGGAGGAACUGUGUUGAAGAGUUUCUUCAACGUUCUCAGAUUGACUGGAAGUCCUUGAAAAUAGCUGAUCCUGCCUCUUUGAAGUGGAAGGACAUGGAAGGGAAACUUCAGACUUGGAUGCACUUGUCAGCUGUAUUGACAACCACAGUGAUGAGCACUGAGGGCCUCUUAGCAAUGCGAAUAUUCAAAGGCAUGGAUGUCUUGGGGGCGAGGGCUAAAACCGGAGCUUUGGCAUACAUCAUGAAGAUUCUUAUUGACGCUGGGAUUACCUUCACCAGUGCUCUCAAGUCACCUGAGAAACUGUUUGCGACUCUUGACAUGUACGAGGCAGCUGAAGAACUUUUCACACAGGUCACACUGGAGAAAUGGGAUGACAUUGUAAAGCGGGUAUCUUCGCUCAAGGAGAAGUUAUGUCUGGUGACUGUUCAAACCAUUCAUCAGCUUGAAGCAGCGAUUGAUAAUGAUGACAGCAAGCAGCUUCUGAAUGGCACAGUUCACCCUCUAACCAGCUAUGUAAUCAACUACCUGAAGUGCUGUCACGAGCGCUCAUCAGUUUUAGAACGGAUGUUUGUGGAAGUGGAGAAGGGACCUGGUUCGUUCUCACAGCUUACCCACUCGAUACUUGAGGUGUUGCUGAGAAACCUGGACAAGAAAUCGAAGCAGUACAAGGAUCCCGGCUUGGGAUGCGUUUUUAUGAUGAAUAAUGUGCAUCACAUUGUGCACCAAAUCCAGAGGUGCGAGCUUAAAGAAGUUCUUGGGGACGCAUGGGCUCAACAGCAAAAGUUAUCAGUUCAGCAGUCGGCGUCAGCCUACAGACGUGCUGCUUGGGGAAAGGUGUUCAGCUUAUUAUCUCUCAGUGGAGAAGCAGCUGGAGCAGUGCAAGCAGACCUGCAGUCGACCAGCAAAGGCACUAUAAAAGAAAGACUCAAGCUAUUCAACACCGCAUUCGAGGAGCUCAUGGAGAAGCAGCGGCUUUGGGCCAUUCCUGAUGCGGAGCUUCGCACAUCAGCCCAGCUUCUUGUUGGAGAACUGGUUGUCCCAGCUUAUCGGUCAUUCCUCUUCCAUGCGAGAUCCAAAAUGGACCAGCAGGUUCGUCAUUUCCCUGGUUCCAAGGACCCUCUGGGCAAGCAUAAGAAGUACAGCCUGGAAGAAGUAGAGAGCAUGAUCGGUGAACUAUUUCAAGGGCACUCUGAACUCUUAUCACCAAGGGAAGUCUUCUUGGAGGUCGGAGGUGCGAGUGCGAGCUGCCAACAACAUCUCGAGUCAGGACGAAUGGCGGAUUUUCAACAAGCUUCACGACCCAUGGCGGCUGAAAAAGACGGUUCCCUGCCCGUAGACGGUCUGGGAGCGCUCAAGCGGAAGGGUGCGACUCGGAAGCGGAAAAGAUCGCGCGGAGAUUCAUUGCCGAGCGAGAGGGAGGUCAAGGCGGCUGCUGCUUGCGGUGAUGAUGAGUCUCCUGCUGCUCUUCUGGCUGCGGCUGGAGUUCUCGCGCGACCGUCAGCCGCUUUUGCAGAAGCGCCUCGGGCUAUCGCCACUGAGGGACGCCUUCGUCAGGACCUGCCACAUCUGCCUUCGCCUUUGUCCCGUCUACUCUCUCAGAAUUCCGUGACAACUGUGCCUCUCGUCUCCUCACCCCGACUCCCUGGACCCAGCAUGACUGCUCUUAUGGCGCUGGAAAAUAGCUGUGCGGACCUUCUUAAGGGGGUCCCUCCUUUGCAACCUUCCAGCAGUCCGGACCUUCUUACCAGAUUUCCCUUGCUCUUAUCCAGCCCGGUGGGGUCAGUGAACUCCUCAAACCCAACCACCCAUGGGACACUGACACCGUUUAGCUGCAUGGAUCCAGCACUCACCUGGUUGUCUCCUGCAGACGAACUCCAGAAGCUACAGGCAGCAGCGAGAAAGCUUCAAGUGCCACCCACGUAUGAGUGCAAGGAGUGUGGGAGGAUUUUCAACCAGCCUCAAUCGUUGGGAGGGCACAUGUCCAGACAUAGACGAGAUGAAAGGCGGAGGAUAAGACGCAAGAAAAAAGUGGAAGCAGAUGCUCGGAAGGUGGCACAAAGCUUAUGUGAGCUGCUGAAAGCAUCGACGUCCCCUGAGAGCUCUGGCAUGGCUGAAUGUCCUGCUGAUGCUCUUGAGCAAAACGAGCUGAGGAGCAACAUCCCAGCCAUAUAUGUACCGGAUGAGCAGCAAGAGCAGCAAUCUUUUCAUGAAGUUGUUGCAUCUCAACAGCAGCUCCUGCUCUAUAAGCAGUUACUACACCAUCAGCUCACCACUCUCCCAGACCAUGUCCUGGUGCCUCCUGCAUCACACCUGCUGAACCAGGUUAUUCAACAGCAUGAGCCUGCCACCCCUUCUGCAGCAGUCCAGGAGAAUGACACGCGUGAAGUCCCGCCACCAGGUGUAAUCUCUGUUUUUGUUGGAGUGAAGAGGUGGGAGGAGAAUGAGUCCUUGGGAGAGAAAGGAGAAGCAGUCUGGAAUGCGCCCAAGGGAUUAUGGUCGUCAGCUGAGCAGCAUCAGGAUGCAACUGGUAGUGGUAGUACCAAGCACACUAGCUCGGGUGGCUCACGCGAGCUGGACAUUGAUUUGAACUUGAUUCCUGCAAGCGAUGUAGAGAUUUGA